CAGUGUAACUCCUAUGGAGGUAACAAAUGAUAUCAUGUUGGUGGAUAGAAUUUCUCCUAGAAGGAAUAAUGGACCAUCAUGGGGGUCGCGGUUGUGGGGCUCCGCUUUGGCGUAGAAAGAGACCCUCAAAGAGAAAAGGUUAUCGGCUGCCACAAGUACAUUGUCAUCGUUUCUCAUUGGCAGAGAUUGGAACCGCCACAGACAAUUUCAAUGAUCGCCUCCGAAUAAAAAUGGGGAAGGUUUACGAGCGUUAAAUAGAAAACAUGGGGAAGGUUGCUAUCGAAUGUUUCAUGGCCAAUGAUCAUUUCUAUGAUAAUUUUUGCACGAUGUUGGAGGUGCAAUCCCAACUUCAAUGCAUCAAUGUGGUGUCCUUGGUGGGGUACUGCUAUGAUGGGCAUGAGAUGAUCCAGGUGCACGAAUACAUAGCCAAUGGGAGCUUAUUCGAUCGUCUUCACAAUACCAGGAAUAUAAUUCCUCUGUCAUGGGAGCAGAGGCUCCAAAUCUGCAUCGGUGUGGCACGAGGAUUGAACUACCUUCAUACAGGUGUGAGGCAGAGAAUUUUCCAUCGUGAUGUGAAGUCUGCUCACAUUCUCUUGGAUCAAAAUUGGGUUGCAAAAAUUUCAGGUUUUGACGUAUCCUUGUUGGUUCCCGAGGAUGCCUCAUUCAUCUUCACAGAAUGUGUGGGUACAGUUGGCUAUAUGGAUCCAGAGUAUUGGGAAACUUGUCGAUUUACGGAAAAAUCUGAUGUUUACUCUUUCGGCGUGGUGUUGUUUGAAGUGUUGUGGGCUAGGAAAGCAGUAUUUGAAGUCGGGAUUGCGCGUAAGCUUCUAAGCACGUGGGCCAUAGAGUGCAUAGAAGCAGGGUCAGUUGAACAGAUCAUUGAUCCAUCACGGACGGGGAAGAUAUUGCCUCUUUCUUUGGACGUGUUUGUGGAAAUUGCCAGGCAAUGCGUGCUUAAGGACGGAAUCAUACGCCCUCUAAUGACUGAUAUUGUGCGCAAACUCGAGCAUGCUCUGGCGCUGCAGGAAACUUUUGUUGCUGCAUUGGAGAAUAAGGGACGAGUAGACGCAACCAACUAUAUUUCACACGAGUUAUUCUCAUCAGAGUGGCAUCCUGAGUACAACAGUUAUGACUCCUCAACACAUUUGCGAUCCGAGGAUCUCUCUGGUCCACGCUGAAUAACUUGUCUUCUUGUAGGCUACUUCGAGUAUCAGAGCUCCGAGAAACUUUUAUGUUAAUUUCCUCAGCAUACAUGUGCCUUGUAUCUUGAAAAUGAUUUUAAUUACAUUGGAAUAGAUGGGGUAUUGGUGUGUAGUGUAUAUGAUGGUAAUCCUAUAAAUUACAUUUGUGCUAACAGAUAUAUUUUACUAAAAAUAAAAAUAUUAUU
Molecule: messenger RNA, 1387 nt
Organism: Cornus florida
Lineage: Eukaryota; Viridiplantae; Streptophyta; Magnoliopsida; Cornales; Cornaceae
Product: probable receptor-like protein kinase At5g59700
Exons: 2
Coding region: 264-1178 (304 amino acids)
Biological process (GO): protein autophosphorylation
Cellular component (GO): plasmodesma; plasma membrane
Molecular function (GO): ATP binding; transmembrane receptor protein tyrosine kinase activity
Source: RefSeq, a predicted model, not a curated record